Molecule: messenger RNA, 2225 nt
Organism: Solea solea (common sole)
Lineage: Eukaryota; Metazoa; Chordata; Actinopteri; Pleuronectiformes; Soleidae
Gene: ccni2
Product: cyclin I family, member 2
Exons: 5
Coding region: 378-851 (157 amino acids)
Biological process (GO): mitotic cell cycle phase transition; regulation of cyclin-dependent protein serine/threonine kinase activity
Cellular component (GO): nucleus; cyclin-dependent protein kinase holoenzyme complex; cytoplasm
Molecular function (GO): cyclin-dependent protein serine/threonine kinase regulator activity
Source: RefSeq, a predicted model, not a curated record
GGGGCGUUGAAAACAGACGCUGCCUCCAAUCCUCUCAGAUUUUUUUUUUAAUUUCGUGCUUCCUGUCUCUUCCUUGUUUUGCGCUCAAUUCUCUGCCUUUCGCACACUUAACGCAAACACUGCGCGCCUUUUAAAACACUCUUUUGUAGUAGAAUGCGGCUUCUUUGCGAAUAUUCGUCGCAAAACACCUUUUGUUCCGAGCUCGUUUCCUCCGACAGGAUCCCGCUGCUCGUCGUUUGUUGUUUUCCAGUAAACAUGGAUCACGUUUAGGUGAGAAACAGCCGUUUAAAUGCCCCUGUCGUCGAGGAGAUACACUGCGUUUGAAAACAAAGAGGUGUGUGUGCCCUGGGUGCAGCCUGGCCUGUGCUGUGGUGGCGAUGAAGAAUCCAGGAGCAGCUGGGAGCCGUCGGCUGAUCGCCUUGCUGGAGGGCGCCUUGGUCAGAGAGGCCCGCUUCUGGAAGGUGCCUGUCUUCAAGAACGGAUGCAUGCAGGGCGCUGAUAUCUCUUCGUCCCAACACCAAGAAAUGAUCCUCUGGCUCGGAGAAAUGAGCAGACUGUUCCAGUUCUGUCCUGAGACGUUUGCACUAGGAGUCUGUGUUCUCAACCGCCUGCUGUCCACGGUCAAGGCCCAACCAAAAUACCUGAAGUGCAUCGCUUUUACCUCGCUCGUCCUCGCUGCCAAAAUCAAUGAAGAAGAUGAGGUGAUCGGUUCUGUCAGAGACCUGGUCGCGCAGAGCGGCUGCAACUUUUCAACGGCGGAGAUUCUUCGCAUGGAGAGGAUCAUUCUAGACAAGCUGCACUGGGACCUGUACACCGCCACACCGGUCGACUUCAUUCACAUAGUAAGUUAGACUUCAGCAGACAGACAGGCAAACAUGUUUUUCUUUUUUUAAACUGGACCUGAAGCCUCUGAGAUCCUGGUCUUGCCUAAAACACAGUAGUACAAAAGCACACGUCAUGCUUGCAUCAAGGUGGCGUUAACACACACACACAUACCCUCGCUCACCGCUCCUCCUCCUCCUCCUCCCCCCUCAGUAAAGAAUUGGUCCUAGUAGAGAUUGUGCAUUUAUCCAAUUUUGACUUUGUGCCCUUUUUAAUGAUUAUAAAAUCCACAGUAUGUCCUUCUCCUUUUUUAAUAAACACUGGAGCAUGAAUGAAACAGAAAAUCACUUCUAAUGAUAAAAUCAAAGAUUAGCUGUCGAUUCACAUCUGUUGCAGCUCGACUGCUGUUUCAUGUCUAAUCUAAUGGAAUAAAUAAGAACUUAUAUUUAAAUCUUAUGUUUGGCCGUUUCUUUGUGAAUAAUUGGAAUACGGAGGACGGCGAGGAAUGCUAGAAGCAAAAAAAGAGACAUCGAAGGAGAACAUAACCCUGAUAAUAACCGCCUUUAGUCAUGUCUUGGUCUAAAUGCAGUGGUCGAGGUCGGCCCUAUUCUCAUAGUCACUUUAUUUAGGACCAUAUUGCGUGAGACAAAGUUAUAUAAUUGGCAAAUCGUCCCAAUUUGGCAUAAAAGCAGCAGACACGACUUCAUACAAGGUGUCAAUAGAGCCGUACGAGCCAUAUUAAUGCUGCAUUUGCAAGCUGCCCAGCAAAAUAACAGGCGUGCUGCACGUCAGGCCAAGGCACUUCUAACUGUCACCCUCGGGCCCGCGACGAGACCCAAACCCUGCUGCCACCGGAGGUAACGACGCUAUCAAACUUCAACAAGUAAAACAAAUGGACCUUUUUAUCCAUAAACGUCUGGAUUGUGGGGCCGUAACGAAAAUCACAAGUUUAUGGCACAAUAUUGUUUCCUGGUGUAAGCGUUCACCGUCUCGCCUGUGGCUGCCGUCCACAGAAUAAACCGCCAACAGUCACACGCGCGUAAACUUCAACCAUCUGGGCUGUGUACAUAACAGCGGGUCAACCACGAUGUAAUGACUUGAAUGUCGGUAUUUAAAUUGCAAAGGGCUACAGGGGUAUGAAUGUUCUCUGCAGUGCAUCCAAAACAAUAUUCUCAUGUGUAAAGUGUGGUUUUCUGGGUGAAAUGUCUUAAAAUGAGUCGUAAAAACAAAAGUUUCCAUUUGAAAAACUACAAACGAGAUGAAAGGAAAUGAAUGCCGGAGCCAUAAUUGUUGCUGACAUAAAUAACACACUGUAGAAGAUUACUAAUCUUAAAUAUUCCCAGUAGAAUUGUGAGAGGCCUUGUUGUAAAUCAAUAAUAAUAAAUAAUAGAUUUGUUAUGGCA